UUAAUCUCCUAUAUAUGUUUUCAAGCCUUCUUAAUAGCAAUAUUGAUGAGUGUUUCUUGUUAAGGGUAUCUCUCUUGUGGAAUCUGAGGGGACGUGACUUUGAAAGUCUAGAAGGUUUUUGCAAGAAAAGAGAAGAAGAAGAAGAUCGAAGAAGUGGUGAAGAAAUCGUCGUGGGACUUGUUUGAUUGAUUGGUUGGAUACUAGUCACAUAUAUUUGUCAUCAAGCGGUUUCUCUCUGACAUAUAUCCUCGAUCUCCGGCCUUUGUCAACUCUAUUUUGUCUGGUUUUAAUCCGAGUUCUCGGUCGUUUAUUGGCGGAGGAUCAGGUAUUCAUGUCUCAACAAAGGCAAAAUAAGAUAUUGGUGGGUGCAAACAAUGCCGACACAACCUACACCAAGAUCUUUGUCGGAGGAUUGGCUUGGCAGAGUCAAAGGGAUAGCUUGCAGCGUUAUUUUGAGCAGUUUGGAGAGAUUCUCGAGGCUGUUGUGAUCCUUGACAAAAAUACAGGAAGAUCAAAAGGCUAUGGCUUCGUAACCUUUAAGGAUCCGGAUUCAGCCAUGAGAGCUUGUCAAAACCACUAUCCGCUGAUUGAUGGAAGAAGAGCUAAUUGUAACCUUGCAGCCUUUGGUGCACAAAAAAACUAUCCAACCACUCCUCAACGAGGAAUGGAGAAAUUCAGACCAUCUUUAAUUAGAACCAUGGCUCCAGCUCCUUCCCAAGGCACUACCUCUCCAUAUUUUCAUCCACAAGUUCCCCACUACGCAUUCCCACAUUCAGCAUAUGGGUAUCCUAAUUAUUACCCACAAGACAUGUUUACGAUGAACUAUUACAAUGCAUAUGGUGGUGGCCAACAGUUACCAUAUUAUUACGCCUAUGUAGCAGCCGGGUCUCCUGGAGCCUAUAAUUACUAUGGACAUGAUGGUCCACUGCAGAUUCCCAAAAUGACACAACAUCCUCAUUUGCCUCCCACGUCAGUUACCCCAUCUGCCACUGCAACUGCAAAACCAGCCACAGGAGUGCCAGGAACAGCCUCUGAACAGAAUUCAUCGGCAUAAUUUGAAUGACGCAAAGUAAUUAUGUUAUACAAGAGUAGAAGAAUCAACAGAAAUAGCAGAAAGGAUUACAAAGAGCCAGUCAUAGAUCAUAGCAGAUUAAAGAAAGGAACAGUUUUUCAUUAUUCGUUUCCAACAUGCCUGAUCAGGUGGCAUGCUGGGAAAAGUAAACAAGCAUAUAUAGAAGACGUACACUAGGUGUAGUUCAUUCUCCUCUCGUUUUUCAUUAGACAGGCAUUUUGCAAUAUUCACUUGCAAUGGAUUACUACAGUUAUCUAGAAUCAAUUUUAAUACACAUGUUUAAACCCAACUUUGUAUUGGUUCAGGAUAUAUAUAUAUUGCUUUUACAUCUCU
Molecule: messenger RNA, 1405 nt
Organism: Alnus glutinosa
Lineage: Eukaryota; Viridiplantae; Streptophyta; Magnoliopsida; Fagales; Betulaceae
Product: probable RNA-binding protein ARP1
Exons: 6
Coding region: 332-1054 (240 amino acids)
Molecular function (GO): RNA binding
Source: RefSeq, a predicted model, not a curated record